Messenger RNA from Fusarium vanettenii 77-13-4, 321 nucleotides. RefSeq lists its product as uncharacterized. The coding region runs from base 1 to 321 and encodes 106 amino acids. The record is from RefSeq and is a predicted model, not a curated record. NCBI's taxonomy places the organism in Eukaryota, Fungi, Ascomycota, Sordariomycetes, Hypocreales, Nectriaceae. The transcript is spliced from 5 exons.
AUGGCAAUACUCCGACGCUGGCCGCAUCUCCAGCAAUGCAGUACCGGUAGCAUUAUAGGCGACGAUAAUGAUAGACCUAUCGAGAACAUAGGUGGCAAUAGCAACGGCAACGACGCGGAAGCCAGCGCGGAGAGGGUCUUAGUGGGAAGCGAUAAUUCAUCUUCCAAGGAGUUAGUGAAGAUAGAAUUUGAAAUGAACUGGAAGCCGGGAAGGGACUGGGUAUACCGCAGAGCUACAAUACAGCACCUCGCACUCUUUAUGCCAUGGGAGAAGUUCACUAUAGCAGCAUUAGGCGAUAUUAAUGAAAUCUGGGAAUACUAG